AAUAGUGUUAACAAGGCUAUAAAGCCUCUUCGAAAAUGAGAUUAUUAAAAAAUAUUUUUAAUUUAUUUGUAAUUUUUACCAUUUUUGGUAUAGCAUACUGUGAUUUUUAUACUUCAAUAUCUGGUCUGGAGGAAUUACUUGCUGUCGAAGAUCAUUACAUGAAGGCAAUGGAGAAACAUUUAGUUGCAAUGGAGACCGUUCACAAUCAAUUUAAAAGCCUCCUGAAUGAAAUUGAAUCUGAGCAUGCCCAGGACAAUCACAAUAGUACCCAGCAUUUGGAAUAUCCUGUUAAUGCUUUUAAGAUGAUACGCAGGGUUGUUGUCGAUAUGUCGCAGUUGAAUAAACUAACGACCGAUAUUGCAAAUCUACGAGUUUUCAAUGAAUCGGCAUCAACUCUGAAGUUAUCAACAAUGCCAACGGACAAUGAUUUGCGAGGUGCAUCCAUGGGCUUUGCGCGUCUUCAAAAGAUGUAUAAACUAGAUACUGGGGAUAUGGCAAGAGGUGUUCUGAUAGGUCAAAAAUACAGUUCUGCAAUGUCGGCUUAUAAUUGUUAUAUUUUGGGAAAAAAUCUCUAUGAGGCGGGAGAAUUCAAAUUGGCCAGUGAAUGGCUGCUUGAGGCUCUUGUCAAAUUGGAGGAAUUGGAAAAUUUGCCCAGAGAUGAUGUGGAAAAUUUGCCAGAUAAAUUUGAUUUCGAAGAAAAUGAAAUGGAAGACGGAUAUGUAGAAGAUUUACCAGAAGAAUACGAUGAUGAUAUGUUUGAUGAUUUUCAAAUUAACACUACCCUUGGAGACGAUGACUAUGAGGAUAUUAUAGAAAACGCUGAAGAAUAUGAAGAUGAAGAUUUAUGGAACAAUAAAUUGGACAAUGAUAAUGGCAUAUAUCCAUAUGUUACCAAAGAACAAAUUUUAGAAUACCUACCCGCCAGUUUAUACAGUGCUGGCAAUCCAAAGGCCGCUGCAGUUUUCAACGACAAAUUACUCCAACUUGAUCCAAAGAAUUUCUACGGAUUGGGAAAUAAAGAUCUCUAUGCCAAUGGUGUACGCAAUGAAAGACGUAAACGUGUACUGGACAAACCUGCAACGCCGAUAUCCAAAUACCAACUUCUAUACCAUCAAGUUUGUAGCGGUGAGGUCCAACAGACACCGCGAGAACAACGACACUUACGCUGUCGCUAUGUUACCAACAAUGUACCAUUCUACUUUUUGGGUCCACUGAAGAUGGAGGAAUUGAAUACAGAUCCCUUUGUGGCUUUCUAUCAUCAAGUUAUUUACGAUAAUGAAAUCGACCGAAUAAUCAGUUCUGUUGAAGAUUCCAUUGAACGGUCGAAAGUUGGCGGAAACACCCACUCACGAUACGAUGAGAUUCGGAUUAGUAAGAAUUCUUGGUUGGAUUUUAAAGAGCAUAGAUUUUUGGAUGCCAUCACUCAGCGUUUGGAGGACAUAACUGGUUUGACCAUGGAAACCGGAGAACAGUUACAGGUCGCCAACUAUGGAAUUGGUGGACAUUAUGGGCCACAUCAUGAUUUUCAUGCGUCAACUGUGGAGGAUUGGAAGACCGGUAACCGUAUUCUCACGGCCUUGUUUUAUAUUAAUGACGUAGAGUUGGGUGGUUCGACCGCCUUUCCUGCUUUGCGUUUGGCUGUUCCACCAAUAAAAGGUAGCAUGGUUGUAUGGCAUAAUUUCCAUAAGUCUCUCGAUAGAGACUAUCGAACAUGGCAUGCUGGCUGCCCAGUGCUUCAUGGUUCCAAAUGGAUUUGCAAUGAAUGGUUCAGCACAAAAGGUCAGGAAUUCCAUCGUCCUUGUGGUUUGCAGCGGGAUAAUGAAGGGUCAUUGCCAUACAAAAAUUGGUAUUAAAUAUAAGUUUAUUUUUAAGAAUUGUAUUUAGAAAUUGUAAAUUAAAAUAUAUAAAGAAUUUGAUUGA
Molecule: messenger RNA, 1920 nt
Organism: Musca domestica (house fly)
Lineage: Eukaryota; Metazoa; Arthropoda; Insecta; Diptera; Muscidae
Product: prolyl 4-hydroxylase subunit alpha-2-like
Exons: 6
Coding region: 36-1853 (605 amino acids)
Biological process (GO): peptidyl-proline hydroxylation to 4-hydroxy-L-proline
Cellular component (GO): endoplasmic reticulum
Molecular function (GO): L-ascorbic acid binding; protein binding; iron ion binding
Source: RefSeq, a predicted model, not a curated record